GCCAUUCAGGAGCUGGUCAUGCCCUGAAUGUGGCGGCGAUGAAGACGCUAUGCCACAGUGCACCAAGGGCGAGCUCGAGUUCGCUCUUGAUAUUGUUGGCGCGUACAACGAGGUCCACGAUGUCGAGCUGUCUUGGACGCCACUCCUUCGACUGCCCAAUUGCUGAACACGGCAGGCUUUCGGAAGUAUUAUUCACGUGAUAGAUACACUUACUACGCAUAUCGCGUGGUGGUGCUCCCAUUCUUUGCGUGAACGGCGCGUGCGGGGUCAUGAACGGAGCUACAUAGCUAUUCCUAUGAAUAUCUCAGGAGACACGGAACAUAGCUUCGAACAUAUCCACCUACACCCACCACCCUCAAGAGUCUGGGCACCACGAGCAGCUAUGGGUAUUGAUGCAGGCUUCGAUAUGGUACCUCGCUUGUCAAAUGACACCGGUGAUAUAGAGAAAUGGGCCCGCUUCAUCGAUCAAAUUAGAGAUACAUACCGUGGUGACGCACAAGUUCUUAUCAAACCUUGUUGUAUCACAUUCGAAGCAGGCGAACACCCUAGGCUCCCUUUUGAAGGCCAUAAGUUCUUACGUUUCAGCUCCAAGGUUUCAGGACGUACGGCAGAGGCUACGGGAGUAAGAAAAUAUAUCAGGGAGGUUACAGUUAUUGCAAAGGCUCACUUCGGCUCCCGUAUUCGGAACUGGGACGAGGGUAUCGACCGGUUUGGUGUCUACCGGUGGGAUGUAGUCCAUGAGUCGAUGGCAUCUUAUGAGAAGCCGGCUGACCCCAAGGUCUCUCCCGCUAUCGUAAUUCCACCUAAGGAGCCAGGGGUUCCACUUUACUUGGUCACCGAAGUUACCGGCAGAGGCAAAGGUCUCGUCGCACUAUUCCAUAUCCCCGCAGGCACACGUCUCCUCUGUGAGAAGCCGCUGUUUACAGUGAAUAACAUGCCGCCUGAUGAAUUGGAGAUCUGUAUUGCAGCGAAGCUGAAAGUCUUGUCCAAAGGGGAGCAACGACAGUUUCUAUCUCUGCACAAUAACUACCGUGGAAGAUAUCCGUUUAGCGGCAUUGUAAAAACCAAUGCUCUACCUUGCGGACCUAGCUCGCCUGUAGGCGGAGUUUACCCUACGAUAUGCCUCAUCAACCACAGCUGUCUCCCAAACUCUCAUAACAAUUGGAACGAUAACGAAAGACAUGAGACUAUACACGCAACUCGACCGAUUCAGGCCGGAGAAGAGAUCACCAUCUCAUAUGAUCGUGGUGGUAAGGCUCAUACUCGAAGGGCAUUUCUGAGGAAGGCUUUUGGUUUCGAUUGUAGCUGUAGUGGAUGUUCUCUUCAGCCUCCCGAGCUCAAAGCCAGCGACUCCCGCCGCCAAUCAAUCCAAGAUCUCGACGCGGCCAUUGGCGAUCUACAUCAGAUGGCACACAAACCAACAGAGAUUCUGAGGAAAUGUCGAGCUCUGUUUCAAGUCCUUGAAGAGGAAUUCAAAGGGUAUGCUUGGCCUCCCAAAGCCAAACUUUACUACGAUGCCUUUCAAGUCAGUAUCGCGCAUGGAGAUGAGGCCAGAGCAAGCCUGUUUGCUGAGAGGGCGUACGAAGCUAGGGUUAUAUGCGAGGGUGAAGAUAGCCCUGAGACGCGGAAGAAAAAGUCUCUUGCAUUGAAGCCCAGAGAUCAUAAUGCUUAUGGUCUGUACUCUAUGAAAUGGAAGAGUGAGAGAAACAUGAUACCAAAAGGCCUGAGUACAGAGCAGCUUGAGAAGUGGUUAUGGAGGGAGUGAAUGUUAGGAGAAUACGACUAUCUCGUGGAGAGCAACGUCACUCGAUGGCUGCGACUAAGGCCGAGUGCUCGCAUUACGUCAUAUAUACCGGCCGAGUGAUUCCCGAGUCGUCAUUUUGCCAGAAUCCGUGGUAGUGGCUCGAUUAUGCAGUAUGGCUGGGGCAGUUUUGAUUGCAGGGGUGUCUUGACUUC
Molecule: messenger RNA, 1956 nt
Organism: Annulohypoxylon maeteangense
Lineage: Eukaryota; Fungi; Ascomycota; Sordariomycetes; Xylariales; Hypoxylaceae
Product: SET domain-containing protein
Exons: 2
Coding region: 296-1765 (489 amino acids)
Molecular function (GO): protein binding
Source: RefSeq, a predicted model, not a curated record